CAAACAAAAAUGGUUACCGUACAUACAUAAUGUACCUACAAGUUGCAAGUCCCAUUUAUUAAAAUAAGUGCAUCUUCAUUUGCGUUAUUAAUGAAUAAUUACACGUAUACGAAAUAGGGGAUUUAAAUGAUACUUUGAAGCACUAAAAACAUUACAUUCCACAGUAUUUUCACAGUCUACUAAACAAAACUACAAUAUAAAAGUGAAUAAGGAUGGAGUCCAGCCAAAUCCUUGAAAAAUUGAAAACUUAUGGCGUUGGCCGUCGGAAGCUUGGUGACAUUCUUUUUAUAAAUGACAAACCGCCUCCCAGGCUGGGUGUUUACGAUUUUGACGAAGAAAAUCUCUGCCAUGAAGUAAUACAAUCAACUUGCAACAUUCCUGGAUGUGAUUUUACAACAGAAUCUUUGCUAGAAUUUGAGAAUCACUACAACUCUUCACAUAGAUACUCCUGUGCACAGUGCAAAAAGGUUCUACCCUCGCCCCAUUUGCUAGAUUUGCACAUACAAGAAAAUCAUGACUCGUUUUUCGCAGUUUUAGCAGAAAAGAGGCCCUCGUACAGCUGCUACAUAGAAGAAUGCAAACACAAGUUCAUGAAUGCUAAUGACCGACUGCAGCACUGUGUAGAGGAACACAACUUACCAAAAGAAUUCCGGUUCGAAACGAAACCGAAAAAGUCAAAGAAAAAAACCAAAACCAAACAAAAAACCGAUGAGAACGCGAUGUGCAUGGAACUUGAUAACGAAAGCACAAGCGAAGUGAAAAACAAAUUAGUCUUAGCUACAAGCAAACAAAAGACAUUCGCCAAAUACAGCGGCAGAAAAUUCACGAAAUCUGAUGCUAACAAACCCUCAAAAGAUGUUAAUAUGGACGAAGUGAUGGCAGAUUUGAAGGAGAGUUUGCCAGAAUAAAAAGAAGAAUUUAGAAUUUUCAAUCAGAUUUUAUUCGUUAUCCUCAAGCUCUCUACAUAAAUAAACAUAUUUAAACUCUUGUGGUAACAUCUUCAAAGUAUGUCUUGGCAUACACCCAAUAGAAAAUCUCUCAGAUAUAGCAGCUAAUUUUGAAUAUCAAUCCAAACAUUUUGUAGAGAUUCCUUAGCCAACUUUUUGCUGUAUACUACACGCUGAACGAUAUUUCACAUUUAUACAUUACACUUACUUAGAUCCUUUACAAUAAUGUCAACCGUUACAAUUUCAACGACUACAAUAAAAUAAAUUAUAGAUUUGA
Helicoverpa armigera (cotton bollworm) is the source of this 1224-nucleotide messenger RNA. Its product is annotated as zinc finger protein 511. The transcript is spliced from 4 exons. The record is from RefSeq and is a predicted model, not a curated record. Lineage: Eukaryota; Metazoa; Arthropoda; Insecta; Lepidoptera; Noctuidae. Bases 213 to 908 code for a protein of 231 amino acids.